Molecule: messenger RNA, 1101 nt
Organism: Cinclus cinclus
Lineage: Eukaryota; Metazoa; Chordata; Aves; Passeriformes; Cinclidae
Gene: ASB7
Product: ankyrin repeat and SOCS box containing 7
Exons: 4
Coding region: 73-1029 (318 amino acids)
Biological process (GO): intracellular signal transduction
Molecular function (GO): protein binding
Source: RefSeq, a predicted model, not a curated record
AGUCAAGCUCGCUGUCUUAUAGGUGACUCGUGUGAGCUCAUGAGGCUCCUGUAAAGGCCAGACUCAGCUAGGAUGUUACACCACCACUGCAGGAGGAACCCUGAGCUACAGGAAGAGUUGCAGAUCCAGGCUGCCGUGGCCGCCGGCGAUGUUCACACCGUGCGCAAGAUGCUGGAGCAGGGAUAUUCUCCAAACGGUCGGGAUGCCAAUGGCUGGACCUUGCUUCAUUUCUCUGCAGCAAGAGGCAAGGAGAGAUGUGUCCGUGUUUUUCUGGAACAUGGAGCUGAUCCCACAGUUAAGGACUUAAUUGGAGGCUUCACUGCUCUGCAUUACGCAGCCAUGCACGGCCGGGCGAGGAUCGCGCGCCUGAUGCUGGAAUCUGACUACAGAAGUGACAUUAUUAAUGCCAAGAGCAACGACGGCUGGACUCCCCUGCACGUCGCUGCUCACUACGGCAGAGACUCCUUUGUCAGGCUCCUCCUGGAGUUCAAGGCUGAGGUUGAUCCGCUCAGUGAUAAAGGUACUACACCACUCCAGCUGGCCAUUAUCCGGGAGAGGUCAAGCUGUGUGAAAAUCCUCCUGGACCACAAUGCCAACAUCGACAUUCAGAAUGGUUUCCUGUUACGAUACGCUGUGAUCAAAAGCAAUCACUCGUACUGCCGAAUGUUCCUCCAGAGAGGGGCCGAUACAAACUUGGGGCGCUUGGAAGAUGGACAGACACCCUUACACUUGUCUGCUCUUAGAGAUGAUGUGCUUUGUGCACAAAUGUUGUAUAAUUACGGAGCAGACACUAACACAAGGAACUAUGAAGGACAGACCCCACUGGCUGUUUCAAUAAGUAUUUCUGGAAGUAGCCGACCCUGUCUGGAUUUCUUACAAGAAGUGACAAGACAGCCCAGAAACUUGCAAGAUCUAUGCCGAAUUAAAAUCCGUCAGUGUAUAGGCCUUCAAAACCUCAAACUGCUUGAUGAACUACCCAUUGCCAAGGUCAUGAAAGACUACUUAAAACACAAAUUUGAUGAUAUCUGAUAUCCAUGAAGAGAGGAACUCUGAGCAAGUUUAGUUCUAUUCCAGAUACUGAAGAGGCUUGUUGCCUUGCAC